AUGGGUCAUAAUACAAUUAUCAUCAUCGUAGCAGUCGAACAGUUCCCAUUGGUGGAACAGGUACAAAGGAACACCACAGAAGUCCAUGAGCAACACCGCAUUUCCUCGCAGUCACUAACAGGUGACCAGCGGGCGGCACGUGGGCGGCACGUGGGCGGCCAGUGGACGGCACGUGGGCGGCCAGCGGGCGACACGUGGGCGGCCAGCGGACGGCACGUGGGCGGCCAGCGGGCGACACGUGGGCGGCCAGCGGGCGGCACGUGGGCGGCACGUGGGCGGCCAGUGGACGGCCAGCGGGCGGCACAUGGACGGCCAGCGGGCGGCCAGUGGACGGCCAGUGGACGACCAGCGGGCGGCCAGCGGGCGGCCAGCGGGCGGCCAGCGGGUGGCCAGUGGACGGCCAGCGGGCGGCCAGCGGGCGGGCAGCGGGCGGCCAGCGGACGGCCAGCAUCCGGCCAGCGGGCGGCCAGCGGGCGGCACGUGGGCGGCCAGCGGGCGGCACGUGGGCGGCCAGCAGACGACCAGCGGGCGGCCAGCGGGCGGCCAGCGGGUGGCCAGUGGACGGCCAGCGGGCGGCCAGCGGGCGGCCAGCGGGCGGCCAGCGGGCGGCCAGCGGGUGGCCAGUGGACGGCCAGCGGGCGGCCAGCGGGCGGCCAGCGGGCGGCCAGCGGGCGGGCAGCGGGCGGCCAGCGGGUGGAGUGUAAGGCAGUCAUCUCAGCAGUAGCUGGAACACUAAUCUCAUCACAUUGUGACAACCAUAACAUGAGUAAGAUAAAGAAGCAUCGUCUUUUCCUCCCGGAUCAAGAAGCAGUUCCACGGGACUAA
This is a messenger RNA of Procambarus clarkii (red swamp crayfish), 825 nucleotides long. The record is from RefSeq and is a predicted model, not a curated record. Lineage: Eukaryota; Metazoa; Arthropoda; Malacostraca; Decapoda; Cambaridae.